Molecule: messenger RNA, 8344 nt
Organism: Lineus longissimus
Lineage: Eukaryota; Metazoa; Nemertea; Pilidiophora; Heteronemertea; Lineidae
Product: partitioning defective 3 homolog
Exons: 22
Coding region: 487-4899 (1470 amino acids)
Biological process (GO): microtubule cytoskeleton organization; establishment of centrosome localization; establishment of cell polarity
Cellular component (GO): adherens junction; apical junction complex; apical plasma membrane
Molecular function (GO): phosphatidylinositol binding; protein binding
Source: RefSeq, a predicted model, not a curated record
ACCGCAAUUCCGAAUCAAGAUGAAGACUUGGUGUCUCAGGGCUUGUGAUAUUCCAGGAAUUGUGGCAGCUAUCUCGAUCUCGCCCAUCCUUGUGGACAAGCAGGCUCAAGAAUGCUCUAUGUUAGUGAUUCAACAUGAGAAUGUUUUUUUCCAAUUCGGAUUUCGAUGUACUUUAUCUUUUUAUAGUGACUGGUGAAGGAUAUCCAUUUUGGAGUAAGAAGAUGAAUUUCAAUUGUUCAGUUAAGUGAUGAAAUGACAAACAAAUGAGGAAGCUGUGUCAAUUUCAAUUGGAUUUGGAAUACUUUCUAAGUUUAUGAUUCUAUGUGAAGUGGAUUGAUCGACUGUGUUCAUUGUAAGGAAGUUACUUGUGGUCUAUUGACUCACUCUUUUCACGAGAAGUUGUCAUUUCUAUGGAAUAUUUUAUAAAGUUUGUCACUUGUAAGUUAGAAUUUCGUCAGGAAUCAGACUAUGGAAUGAUCAUAGACCAUGAAAGUAACAGUCAGUUUUGGAGAUGUACGUGUGAUAGUGCCGUGCGGGGACGGAAGCUUACUAGUCAGUGAUCUGAUUGAGAAGUCUAAAGUACGCUACAGAAAAGCCAGUCGAAAACCCCUCGACCACUGGAUCCAUGUGCAUACUCUGAAGACAGCCAACGAUGACGGCAUUCUCGAUCCUGAUGAUCAACUGAUCGAUGUCGCAGAUGACCGUGAACAGAUUAUUGCCUAUUUUGAGGAGCAACGAGCGCCCUCUUUGCCCCAUAAUGGAGGCGAUGGAACGAGUGCAAGUUCCGCUGGGACGGCUAGUCCCGACAUCUUCCAUGGGGGAGACUUGCAAGAGAAGGCAUUCCGUCCGAUGUAUUCAUCCAGAAAUCAUCAAAAUGAUGUGCUCAUCACCCCGAAUGAUUUAACUUUGGGCACCAAUCUAACCGUCCGCCGGGGCAGUGAGCCAUCACUCAAUCAAAUCGGCACCAGCGAUGAAAACCAAGGUGGAAAUAACACUUUACCAAAAAACAAAACCAGUCGUUGGUCGGCCAUUGCUUCCAUUGAAGAUAGUCCAGGACCGUCCAAUGAUGCGAGGGAAGCUGUGUACAGUGACAGUGAGAUGAGUGAGGAACGCCCCCCUUCCAACCUCAGACGUAUCGGAGAGGAGGGAGAGUUGUCCACGUUUGCACGGGACUCGGCGAGAAAGUCACUCGGGAAUAUGCCAGGGAUGUAUAAGUGGCUUGAUGCACAUGAGAGGCUGGAGGAUAACUACCACCAGUUCCAUGACAUGCGCAAGGAGCCUCUUGGUGGUCAUGGCUACCAAAACGGUGACACUGUCCAGCCGGCGGAUGAUAAAGGCUACGUGAUCGUGAUGAAGAAUGAGUGUGGACCCCUCGGUAUCCACGUCGUACCUCAUUAUGAUGAUGAGGCAAGGGAGUCGGGCCUGAUCGUGCAGGGCAUUGAGCCAGGAGGUCGCAUUCAUCGGGACGGACAGCUGGCUGUCCAGGAUCAAAUCAUUGAGAUCAAUGAGACUCCACUCAUGGAUGUUAGCUUCACAAAAGCGCAGGAAGUGUUCAAAGGUGCCCUCCAGUCUGAUGAGAUUCGCCUUAAAGUCAUCAAACAUAAACUAAAUGCUGUCAAACCACCGGAUAAAAAGCCUUCAAAGCAACCACCUCCCACGCCACCAAAACCAAAUUUGAAAAAGUUAAAUCUAUCAAUUCCAAAAGAAAAAGAUAAAAAUGAUAAUAUAACAAAUUCUGCCAUGGUUCCAACACAACCUCAGACUCCACCUGGUGGUGAGGUACCAUAUCGUCUUUCCGAACGCCCGCCUUCUCCAAAGACACAUCCGUCCUCUCCAAACCAGGCCCCCCCACCUAUCCCGAGUCGAGCUCCUGAAACCACUCUAUCAGGUGGUACUUCUGAUAGGCAACUGGUGACGAAUACACGUAAAAUCGGCAAAAAGAUUCCAAUACAGUUAGCAAAAGGUGCUGAUGGUCUCGGCUUCAGCAUUACAACCAGAGAUAAUCCCGCUGGCGGUAACGCCCCAAUUUAUGUCAAAAACAUUCUUCCAAAAGGUGCUGCUAUUACGGACGGAAGGUUAAAACCCGGUGACAGGUUGUUAGAGGUGAACAGUAUUGAUCUGUCUGAUAAGUCUCAGACGGAUGCAGUCGGGUUAUUACGCAAUGCCAAGCUCGGCAGUUUCGUGGAGCUGCUGGUCUCGCGUCAGGUGGUCGAGGAUCGCUUCUCUGUGCCAAGGAAACUGGAUCUGUCGUUACAGACUCGAGAUCAGGGGAUUGAGACAGACGACGAACAGCCAACAAGAGAGACGAUCCGAUUGGAUAUUCCCUUGAAUGAGACAGGGUCAGCAGGGUUGGGCGUGAGUGUGAAGGGUAAGACACAGAAACGUGAAGGAAUCGCUGGCACAAUCGAUGUGGGCAUUUUCGUGAAGGCGGUGAUGCAUGGAGGGGCUGCUUCAAAGUUAAACAGUGAAGAGGAUGGCCAGCUAAGGGUUAAUGACCAACUUAUUAGUGUGAAUGGACAAUCACUGAUUGGUAAAACGAAUGCCGCAUCAAUGGAACUAUUACGUCGGUCGAUGCAGACCGAGGGACCCGUCCCUGGAUACAUACAGUUGGUAGUGUCACGCAAAAUAGGCGCACCAACGCCCACUCCUGAACAAGGAGGACUAUUCUCUUUUGAACAUUUAGGCUUUGACAAUAAAUCUCCAACUGACAUGGAUCACAACACAUCUGAGGAAGAGCGCACGUUCAAAACAAUUCAUGCUCAAUCAAACUCAGUAUCAAACUCAAGAGACCUGGCGCACAGUUCUGAACAAUCAUCUCGAGGGCGCCACUUUAAUGAUUGUGUGACUUUGAAUGCGAAGAAUGAGGAGAGUGUCCUGAUUGAAGAGGAUUCAUAUGUGGCAAGGGGUCGACCACGUCCACAUUCAACCAUUGGAUUUGUCCGUCCCACACCCCCGGAUACUCCAAGUUCAGGGAGCUCACAUGAGGAGGAUGGGGAUAGGCCGAGGAGACGCAAGCCAUCAGAUAUGACAAUGGAUGACUCAAUGGUGCUAUUUUCGCGGGAAGGUUUCGGUCGUCAGAGCAUGUCAGAAAAACGGCGAGGUCACAUUGACGCUAAACAGAUGGAUUUUUAUCAAAAACUGAAAUCGGAGAAAGGGAAGGAGAAUGAAACGGUGAGAGUUGACAGAGUGUCACCACCUACUGUUCAGGUCAAGAGAGACACCGCAGACAUCUUACCCCCACACCCGUGGAUGUGGCGACAUUACACAAUGAAGGAACCUCCACCCAGCUAUAACACGUUGCCCAUCCGUCGUACCAAUCACCCAGCGUACGUUGAAGUGACCGCAAGCUUGGAUCGCAGAUAUAAACACUUGAAUCUCACUCCAGGUUUGGCAGAUGCCCACAAUGACGUGAAGGUGUCUGUCCCGGAGGAUAUUGGUCCAACCCUCGGCAUGAAGAAGUCAAGCUCUUUAGAAAGUCUCCAGGCGAUGGUGAAGGAGGUCGUUGAUGAGGAGGAGGAUGCCAUGAUGUGGCAUGGCCCGAGUGCUGUCGUCAGGGGAAGAGGAUGUAAUGAAAGUUUCCGAGCCGCUGUCGAUCGGUCGUAUGAUGGGCCACAUGUUACAGUUGAUCAGAUGGAGUCAUUGGCUGAGGAAGAUAGCGAGAUAGCGUCGAACCAUGGCAGGAAGUCAGCAACCAAUUCAGCGCGGUCUUCGAUGAGUUUUGAGGGUCCGAGUGAGAUCACAAUAUCGCUGAAAGCGGCAAAAUCAAAGGCGCCCAAGGAAAAGGAGAAAAAGGGAGGAAUAUUUAAAGGUCUUUUCAAGUUUGGUCAGAAACGAAAGACCAUUGAGAUAACACGACCGCCAUCUAAGACUCGCAGUCACAGUCCCGGUCCAAAGGGGAAGGCCCCCGAUCCUCCACCAGCGCGACAGGAGAACUUGGACCAGCACAAGGCGCGAGUGGCCGCUCAGGAAGAGCAGGAUAGAAUACAAGAACACUACCGUCGUCUCAAAGAAAAGCAACACCAAAUCGAUCAGCAUCAGCCUCAGUACGGUCAUCAUACCCAGCGCGAUAUCGAACUGUCGGCACAAACACGCGAAGAGAGGAUCCAACAACUCCGUGCCGAGCAUCAACGCAAACAUCAGGAGCGCCAAGGCCGGUAUCCACACGAAGAUAAAGAGGAGGAAUAUGAGGAAGAAAUGCAGGAGAAUCUGGAUGACGAGCUCAUGGAAGAUCAAAAAUGGGGACUAUACAGUGAAAUCACGCCACAGUUAUCAGGUUCAAGCAGUGUGCAGUCGCAUCAACGGUUUACAAAUAGUGCGCAUUCGCAGCAACCGUUACCGAGUUCAAACAUGCAUUCGCAGCAACCAUUACAGAGUUCAAACAUGCAUUCGCAGCACCGAUUACAAAGUUCAACCGGUUUACAGUCGCAGCAGCGUUUAUCAAGUUCGAGUAGUGUGCAGUCUCAGCCACAGAUUUACGACGGGCGACCUCGUAAAACACCCCCUGAUGGCCGCUCUUAUAACAAUUAUCAAACUUUUGAUGAAAUCGACGAGAACAAGGAGCGGAAUGAUCAUUAUCGCGAUCAGUACUUGAAAUACCAGGAGGUGCUUCAUGCACAGCAAAUGCAACAGAUUAGAAUGGAACAACAACGACAACAACAAAUAGCUGGAAAGUAUGGUGCACAUAAUGGAUGUGAAAAGCCUCGAUCGGCAACGCCGGUUAAUGCUCUGGGAUACAUGUCACAUAAGAAACAGUUAAUGGGCUCACUCUCAGCAUCCCAUGCUGAUGAGUCUGCAGGGAACAUUCACUUUGAUUAUGAUGAUCCAAGACAUGCGUAUCAGGAGCCGCAAUACGCAGUUGUGCAGCGGCGCAACAAACAGCCAGGCCCGGCUAAAGUGUGAUGAUUUCUUCUCCCUUAUCUGGUUGUGUGACUGGAUAAAUAUCCUUGAAACGUUCAGUGCCAUGCUUCAGCUGUGUCAGCCUCUAUACAGCAUGUACAGGACUGUGCAUUGUGUAAUCAAUGGUGAGGCUGACUUGUUUGAUGAAACUCUAGGUAUACUCUUCAUGGCAAUAGGAUACACCAGCAGAUUACGGGUAAAAUGAACCUCGCAUUCGAUGUGUUGAAGGAACUUCAAAGCAAAGAGAAGAUGAAAUGUCUUUGUUUUGAUUGUAUAAAAAUGUGACAAUAUAUUACAUGAUAUUUGUAUGCUAAUGUUCAUUACAAUCUCCUCCUAUUGGGGAGAUAUCUUUGUAGUGGACUGUACUAAUCUAGUUCCUUGACUUAUCAAUGAUGGUGCUCUAAACAGCACUAUCAUCUAUAGCUCGGGGCCCUGGACAUAUUUUUGUGUACACACAUGGUAUUAUUGUUUAUAACUAAUAUAUGCAUGGAAUCUGUAGAUUUUGUAGAUAACGUGACAGUAGUGUACAAAGGUACUUGCCAGGAUUCAAGGUCAGCCAACUCUUGUUGGUCAAGGUUGAUCAUCCUCUCAAGGUCAUGGUAUUGUUUCGUCAAAUCUGCUUACAAAUUCAGAAAUUCUGGACCAUAGAGUCAGUCCUGCACUUAUGAUAUAUUGUUGUUGCCAUUUUGACUCGGCUAAUGAGGCGAAUUUGCAAAGUCAGAGACUGUAAUUUGGCAUCCAAGGCAUCCUCUCGUAUAGCCUGAUAUGUAACCGAUAUCAAGUUCAAAUUCAAACAAACUCUACAACACCCCAUUAAAAAUGUUCAAAUACACUCCGACUGAUGUUAUAUCAUUCCACUGUAUUGUAUGUGGCAGAGAAAUCGACAUCGAUCUUCUUCGGGGAUGCCUUUAUGCAGAGUUUACAGUAAUGCACCUCCGUCCACUGCUUUUGCUUUUAGCGUCCAUUUUUUCAUGAAGAUUUAUCACCAUUUUGACUUUCUUUGAUAGAGGUACAUGUGUGUUACACCCUGUUUGAUGGGUGAAAAAGCUAACCAAUUCAGUCCAGAAUGAUGCCUAAAUCUUGAAUACUGUCACCUUAAGAAGACCAACAGUAACUAUGUAAAGUUAGCUUCUAAAUGAUGAUGAAAUAUCUGCUUAGUAUUCCUACAGAGCCUGCCAUUAUGUAUUUUAGCUGUAUAUUGAUGUAAAUAUAUGAUAAUGCAAAUGUUGAUAGGCUGUAUAAGUGAGGCUGCCUUGCGUUUUAUACAAUGCUUUUUCUGCUAUUUUAUGAUGUUAUGUGUCGAGGAAGGUAUAAACUAAGUGGUAACUCUGGCCAGGGGUAUACAUCUCAGAGGGUGAAGGGAAAGGACAUGUACUGUCAAUCUAUUGAUAGGGUUUUUGGUUGUACAGCUACAGGGUUGUGGGAAAUAUACUUGACUCAUCAGACCCUGAACUGCCUUGUUUUAAAGAGGCAACGAAUAUUGAGUCAUAAUGCUCCAAGCAGAUGAGACAAAGCAACAAGCUCGGUAACAAGCUCGGUAACUUGAAACAAGUUCAAUAUCACGAAAGCUGCAUCAUAGGUAAAGAGUCUAUCUAAUCUAAUCAUGAGGACCAGAUGGAAUAAGGAACAAAAUUUCCUCCUCAACGAAUAAAUUUAGUUUUUUUACCAACUGUAAUAGACAUAGUAGUUUAGAUCUAAAAUGUGACUGGGAGAAUAUCAAGAUAGCAAAAUAGCAAUGUUUUUUAGUGAUUGAUCAUCAUCUUGUUUAAUUUUAGAACUUGCCAUUCUGCUGUCCAUCCACUCUACUAUAGAUGUACAGUAUAACGCUGUCCAUCCACUCUACUAUAGAUGUAAAGUAUAAAGCUGUCCAUCCACUCUUCUAUAGAUGUACAGUAUAACGCUGUCCAUCCACUCUACUAUAGAUGUACAGUAUAUCGUUGUCCAUCCACUCUACUAUAGAUGUACAGUAUAACGUUGUCCAUCCACUCUACUAUAGAUGUACAGUAUAACGUUGUCCAUCCACUCUACUAUAGAUAUACAGUAUAACGUUGGCCGUCCAAACAACUUGUGCUCAAAACAGCCAUUCUGAUUUUGAAAUGUUAUAGCUCAGAUUGUAAGCUGUAAUUCCAUCUGUAUCUAACUAUUACUGUAGAUGUAUCAUCUAUUUUAGCUACGCUGGCUUUGCAGCUUAUGGUUUGUACUUGAGCUGGCCGAAAGUAGUUUCAGCAAAAUAGUUGCAUUUUCAUCUGAAUUUCCUGUAGCUGGGCCAGGAAAUGUGCCAGGAUACCAAUAUUUUGGUCGGGCAAGGGAUAUGGUGAUGUAAGAGACGUCAUCAUGCCUCAUGUCACAAUCAAGUAAGCGACCGCAUUGUCGCCUGAAUGAUAUGAGACAAGAAGGUGAUGUCACAAUCAAGUAGGUGACCACAUUGUCGCCUGAAUGAUAUGAGGCAAGAGGGUGAUGUCACAAUCAAGUAGGUGACCACAUUGUAGCCUGAUCGAUAUAAGAGAAGAGCGUGAUGUAAGAGACGUUAUCAUGCAUGAUGUCACAAUCAAGUAAGACUUCGUUGUAGCCUGAUUGAUCUAAGAGAAGUGGGUGAUGCAAGAGACGGCAUCAUGCCUCAUGUCACAAUCAAGUAAGAGACCGCAUUGUAGCCUUAUGGUAGGGAAUAGGGCAGUGUCACAAGAACUAAUCUAAACUCAAGGGAAUGAAGGAGAGAUUUGCACUGACCUACUUUUAUAACCUUCUGCCCUACUUAAAGACUUAUAGCUAAAGCAGUUGUGUUUGGUAUCGAACUAAAGAUAAUGAACAGUAGGUUUGUGCUAACCCAUUUUCAUUACCAACUGACCUACUUGGAGAUGGUUAAAGCGAAAGGUGUCAUCGGUCUUUGAUAUCAAACUUAAAGUGUUUACCCUGAUCUACUUUUAUGACUUUCUAAACAACUUGAACACCGUUAGAGGAAGGCAGUCGCGUUAAUGGUAUCAAACUAAAGGUAUUGAAAGAGCAGUUUUGCGCUGGCCUGCUAACACACGGAGCUAAGGCACUGAAGGUAUUGAAGAGCGGAUCUGACAAAAGAACCCCUCAACUACUUUAUUCACUGCAGUUCAAAUAUAACGUUCGCAACUGUCAUCCACCCUAGGGGCCAAAUUCAUAAAGGGCGUGUAAGGGUUAGACGUGUGUAACUUCUCCCUGAUUAGUUAGAGGGCCUAUCCAUAUUCUCUGAAGAUUUACAUGAAGUUGAAUUUACUUCAACUUUCCAAUUUCCCCCUGCACCCAAGCAACUUGCAAGGUGUCCUCAACUCAUCCUGAAACUGUGUCCCUCUCCACCCCAGUCACUUGCUAGUUGUGUCUAAUCCUAAACCUUGGUCUGUCGGCUCUGAGAGACAGUGUAAAUACAACUUGCUCAUUAUCAUGUAAAAUGAGUAGGCAAUAAACUAUUAUUAUAUAUUUA